AUCGAUGGUUCAAAUUGUACGUUAGCAUUUGUGAUUUUGUCAAUGAUUUAUACUUGUGGUGCAAAUUAAUUAUCUGAAAAAAAUAGAAAUGAGAAAGCCUCCUUUACAGACAUUUUAACGUACGAAUUUUAGGAAAUACAAAAACGAAACUUCUUAAAUUCGGCAACGAAAGCUUUUAGAGCAGCUUAAUAUGAUCACAUUACGUGGAAAACUGAAAAAGGACAAUGAUAUAACGAAUUCAAAGAACAACAAUAGACGGGUUUCAAUACGUGAUAAAUUAUUGAUCAAAGAGGUGCAAGAAAUGGAACAAACAUUGCCAUUAACUUGUCAAGUCACAUUCAAAAAUCCAGAUUGUCUACAUGAAUUUAUAUUGUUAAUUAUACCAGAUGAAGGAUAUUGGAUCGGUGGUCAUUUCUAUUUUCAAAUUUAUAUAACGGAGGAAUAUAAUAUGACGCCACCAAUAGUGAAGUGCUUAACAAAAUUAUGGCAUCCUAAUAUAAGUGAGGAUGGUGAUGUAUGUCUUUCCAUUUUAAGACAAAGCAGCAUUGAUGGAUUGGGAUGGGCACCAACGCGCAAACUAAAAGACGUUGUAUGGGGUUUAAAUUCUCUUUUCACUGAUCUCUUAAAUUUUGACGAUCCUUUAAAUAGGGAUGCAGCAGAAUUGUUUAUCAAGGACAAAGAAUCCUUUCGAAAUAAAGUUAAAGAUUAUGUAAUGCAAUAUGCAAAGAGAUGAUUUAUAUUGUAAUUUUAAGACAAGACUAAUUAUGUACAUUUAUUGUAUUGAUUUCACAUAUAUGUAUAUGUAUGUAUGUAUGUAUGUAUGUACGUGUGUAUAUAUAUAUAUAUACACAUAUACAUAUACACAUAUAUAUGUAUGUAUGACUGUACGUAUGUCUCUUUUUAGUGAAUGAGUCAAGAACUUGCUCAAAUGUGCUUUAGAUUGAUAUGAUUUAACUCAGUUUAAUAUUUUGCUAGUCUUCUUUUGCCUGAAAGAUAUUACUGAUUCGAAUUUUAUAUAAUUAAAUUUUUCUUCUCGGAUUGUUAUAGAGAGAAAUUAUAUUCAUAUAUAUUAAUUAUAAUCUAUAUAUAUUAUAUAUGAAAAAAUUGUAAAUCUAUGAAGAGGAUAAAAAUGGAUCACGUGUACAAUAAUGUUUUUUUUUUCUCAAUGAGACAUAAUAUAAUGUGAGAUGUAAUGUUCCUUUGGGACAUCUGUAAAUAAAAUGGGUGUUUAAUAAUAUACUCAAGUCGCGUUGUAAUUUACAUGUUCUUGAUAAAAAAACAUAAAGAAGGAAUCACAGAUAUAUGUUUGAAGUAUCGAAUGUAUCUUAAAUAUAGAGAAUACAGGGCUCUCCAAAGUUAAUGUGCGCAAUUAUUUCAUCAAAUAUUUAUUUAUAAUUUUCAUACAACGUAUGAUCGAAAUUUUCUGCUAAAUUUCAAAAAAUUCGAUUUGCACUUUGAUUCGUUAAAAUGUAUAAGCAACAAUUCCUUUAUAUUAGACUCGUCAAAUUAACGGACGGUUGAGAAACUUAUCAUUUACUUAGGCGCCGACGGAAUUCGUCGGCGAAGCAUCAACGAUCGAUUGACACAAUGAUAUAUCUUUGUAGAUAUAAUUACAAGUUGUAACAAAUAAAUUAUAACACAAGAAAUUCCUCGUAUUUCUCAUCAUUUCUCCUCG
Cataglyphis hispanica is the source of this 1675-nucleotide messenger RNA. RefSeq names its product NEDD8-conjugating enzyme UBE2F-like. The record is from RefSeq and is a predicted model, not a curated record. The coding region runs from base 191 to 733 and encodes 180 amino acids. The transcript has 5 exons. NCBI's taxonomy places the organism in Eukaryota, Metazoa, Arthropoda, Insecta, Hymenoptera, Formicidae.